AUGGCAUCCACUUAUGGUAGAAUGGCUAUCAUCACUUUCAGUGCAUGGGCAGGAUCAUCUCAUGGUGGUGUUAUAGCUGGCUUGACUGCAUGUGGAAUGGUGAUGAAUAUUAUGUUCACCGGAUCUGAUAUGAUACAGGAGUUUAAGACAGGAUACAUGACAUUAACUUCACUGAAGAAUAUGUUUAUAAGUCAAGUAAUUGGAGUGAUAAUAGGUUCAAUUUUAUCUCCUUUUACUUAUUGGUUACUUUGUAGGGGCAUUCAAGAUGUUGGCAUACCUGGUUCUACAUAUCCUACCCCUUAUGGCCUUAUUUAUCGCAACAUGGCAAUAUUAGGAGCAAAUGGUUUCUCACAUUUUCCAAAGCAUUGUCUCACCCUUUGCCUUGUAUUCUUUUUUGGAGCAAUGAUCAUGAAUUUUAUUCAAGACAGUGUAGAUCAAAAAUGGGCCAAGUUUAUUCCUAAUCCUAUGGCUAUGUCAAUAGGUGUUUUGGCACGGGCCAUAGGAGGUGCUCCAGAUUCAGUAGCAAGUAAUUUUGUCCUUGAUAUGUGUAUUGGUGGUUUAAUUAUAUUUAUUUGGCAGAAGAUUGACGGUAUUAGCGCAGAUGCAUUUGGAUCAAUCGUAGCUUCUGCAUUAAUUUGUGGUGAAGGAUUAUCGACGAUUUCUACUUCAUUGCUUACUUUUGGGAGAAUUAAACCACCUGUUUGUAUGAAAGUUUUAUCCAAAGAAGAAAUGAAAAAGUUGGGGAUAUGA
This is a messenger RNA of Cajanus cajan (pigeon pea), 750 nucleotides long. The record is from RefSeq and is a predicted model, not a curated record. NCBI's taxonomy places the organism in Eukaryota, Viridiplantae, Streptophyta, Magnoliopsida, Fabales, Fabaceae.